Molecule: messenger RNA, 696 nt
Organism: Nerophis lumbriciformis (worm pipefish)
Lineage: Eukaryota; Metazoa; Chordata; Actinopteri; Syngnathiformes; Syngnathidae
Source: RefSeq, a predicted model, not a curated record
AGCGGCAUGGAGACUCAAGGCAGCCGCUGUAAGAUCGUGGUAGUGGGUGACGCGCAGUGUGGCAAGACGGCGCUGCUGCACGUUUUCGCCAAAGACUGCUACCCGGAGACGUACGUGCCCACUGUGUUCGAGAACUACACAGCCAGCUUCGAGAUUGACAAGCACCGUAUUGAGCUGAACAUGUGGGACACUUCAGGGUCUUCCUAUUACGACAACGUGAGGCCGCUAGCGUACCCCGACUCCGACGCCGUCCUCAUCUGCUUCGACAUAAGCCGCCCAGAGACUCUGGACAGCGUCAUUAAAAAGUGGCAGGGGGAAACGCAAGAGUUUUGUCCCAAUGCCAAAGUGGUCCUGGUGGGCUGCAAGCUGGACAUGAGGACGGACGUCAACACGUUGAGGGAACUGUCAAAGCAGCGCCUCAUCCCUGUCACGCACGAGCAGGGCAGCACCAUCGCCCGGCAGAUGGGAGCGGUGGCCUACGCCGAAUGCACGUCCAAAGUAUCUGAGAACAGCGUGCGGGACGUCUUCCACGUCACCACGCUGGCGUCCGUGCGACGGCCACCGCUCAAGCGCAGCGCCUCGCGCCGGGGGCUCAAGUGCGUGUCGCAGCUGCCCCCGCCCCUGAGUCGGACUGAGCCCGCGGACCGAGCUCCCGUCCUGAGGAAGGACCGGGCCAAGAGCUGUGUGCUCAUGUAG